AUGAAGAGCUGUCUGGUUGCUGGCCCACUACAGCAAAAAAGUUUUGGUUGCCGUAGAUUCACUGCUGUCCAAAUUGCAGAUCUGCGAAACCGAAGGACAGGCCGACGAAUUCCGGAUUUAGCGAAGCAGUAUCUGAUCACUUUGAGCAAACGUUCGGAUUCGGGAGACGAUGGAGCCGUGUCGGAAAACAUCGUUGGCGUUCAUGCUGAUACGGAUUUCCUUUUUAUUUUAACCACUGCCGACCUUUUUGCUUUCAAAGUGAGACAUUUUCGAGAAGAAAAUAAUCUUGUUGAAAUGACCUGA
This is a messenger RNA of Gongylonema pulchrum, 303 nucleotides long. Lineage: Eukaryota; Metazoa; Nematoda; Chromadorea; Rhabditida; Gongylonematidae. The record is from the annotation of a GenBank genome assembly.